Messenger RNA from Rana temporaria (common frog), 1563 nucleotides. It is a transcript of the gene ARPIN, whose product is annotated as actin related protein 2/3 complex inhibitor. NCBI's taxonomy places the organism in Eukaryota, Metazoa, Chordata, Amphibia, Anura, Ranidae. Gene Ontology annotation, biological process: negative regulation of actin nucleation. The transcript is spliced from 6 exons. The coding region runs from base 325 to 1008 and encodes 227 amino acids. The record is from RefSeq and is a predicted model, not a curated record.
UGGUCACAUGUUUCCGGUGACAUCACUAGGAGGUGAAUCUGGAGGAUGUGAACUAGCCUCUACCGAGCUCCAAUCUACAACCAGACCGUCCCCUUGGACUAUAACAUUUUCCUCUCUUCCCUGAGGGGAGAGAACUCUGCCGACUAUACCAUCUUCCUCCUAGUCCGAGGGGAGAGGCCUCUGCAGACUGUACCAUCUCUCAUAUACCAGGAAAUAGGCGAGGAGAUGGAAUUCCUUCUCUGAGAUCUAACAGUUAGUCCCCCCCCCCCCCUCCUCACCACUGGUUGGAUCUUCCCGGGCUCGGUGUUUCUUCUGGUUGUCACGAUGAGUCGGAUCUAUCACGAUAGAGCUCUGCAGAAUAAGCCUGUACACGAUGAGCGGGUGUCGGGCUCCUGGGACCCGGCUGUGUUGCAGAGUGGACAAGGCGUGCUCCUGGAAGGAACGUUGGUGGAUUUCUCUCGCCAUGUUAUUACAGACGCUAAAGGAAAAAAGGAACGGUGGUAUAUUGUCUACCUGAAACCUAGCAGAAUACAUCGAAGGAAGUUUGACAGUAAAGGAAAUGAAAUUGAGCCCAACUUCAGCGACACAAAGAAAGUGAACACCGGCUUCCUCAUGUCUUCUUUCAAGGUGGAAGCAAAAGGUGAAACUGACAAACUCUCAAUAGAAGAGCUGAAGAGUCUCAUCAACAAAGAGGAGCUAACAAGAAUUAGUGAUAAAUUCCUUCCCAAGGACACCGUGGCCUUUUGGCUCCCAGAAGCCGAGGUGGAGAAAACUGAACUGGAGAUCGGGGAGCAAUUACGGGUGAAGACAAUCGGCGACGGACCGUUUUUAUUUUCUUUAGCAAAAGUUGACGGUGGUACGGUGACCAAGUGCAAUUUUGCUGGUGAUUCUCAAACUGGAGCAUCUUGGACAGACAACAUUAUGGCCAACAAAUCUCACAGCAGUGCACCUGUUCCUGAAGCUCGGGGCCAAGGCGAUGGUGCAGAAGAUGAUGAAUGGGAUAAUUGAGGACGUGGAUUUUAUUCCUGCUGACAUUCCUCGGACCAAGUUACCACAACAAGAGACUCAAAGCACUCCCAUAUGGAAAAAGUAGAUACCUUAUUGAAUGUCGGUUGCAAGUCUGAGCCCUGGUUCACACUGAAUGCCAUUUUGACAUCAUGCUAAUUCACUUAAAGUAGAAAGAUUUCAAAGCCGCAGGUCAGUUCGAUUUCAAGUGCGACUUGCCUGACAUCUGCAACUUUAUGCACAGAUGUUUAGGCAAGUCGCACCUGAAAUCACAAAAAAUAUUGCGGAACCUUUUUUUUUUUCCAAAUCGGUGCGGCACUGCAAAGUCGAAUGGUUCUAUUGCCGACAAUAGGGGGCAACUCUUCAUGCAGUUCCAAAUCGCAUGGCAAGUAGCACCGGUGUGAACUGAGGCUGAAGCAUCCUGUCUGAUUUAAGUGUAUAACAGUUUGUAGGAUUUCUACAAAUGCUGACAGCUUGUAGACUAAGCCCUGGUUCACACUGGUGCGAUUUGACAUGUCAGAUCGGCGGCAUUUGCUGGCAAUGGCACCGUCCUAAUCG